ACCUUGUCACGUGCUCCUCCUUGACCGGUGCGUGGUGCGCGCAUGAGGGGAUCAUGGCUGGGCUCCUGAGGACGGUGUGGCGGCAUGGCUCUUGCCGUUGGCUCUUCAGGUCGGGACGCGGCAGGGCCACCAUCGCGCCCUCCCCGGCGCCGCUCCACUCCGCGCGGGCCGCAGUCUCCCACGGCGGCGGCAGCAGCAGCAGCAGCAGCAGAUAUCUGAUCUACCAGACAAGGCUUUUCACAGUUGCGACACAAGAGACGCAAGAGAAAGGAGAUGCUCAAGAACCACCUGCUUCAUCUGUUCGAAUUAGGCAGGCACAGUAUUUUGACUGGGCCUUGAACAAACUGGAUAAGUCUAUCAGAAGAACUGGGCGCAUCACUAGAACUCUUCUAUUAAAAAUAUUCCAUGAUGUAUGCAGAACAGGGUAUCCAAGUAGCAACCAGGCCCUGCUGCUUUUGAGAAGCUGUGGUUCCUUGUUGCCUGAGUUCAGUCCAGUAGAUCGAACAGAAUUUGCCCACACCAUGUGGGCCAAGCUAAAAGAUCUGGGUACGUAUGGAAAAUAUAUGGCUAUUUCAGGUGUUG
Molecule: messenger RNA, 582 nt
Organism: Gekko japonicus
Lineage: Eukaryota; Metazoa; Chordata; Lepidosauria; Squamata; Gekkonidae
Product: leucine-rich PPR motif-containing protein, mitochondrial-like
Exons: 3
Source: RefSeq, a predicted model, not a curated record